Messenger RNA from Nycticebus coucang (slow loris), 3484 nucleotides. It is a transcript of the gene PLK1, whose product is annotated as polo like kinase 1. Gene Ontology annotation, molecular function: protein serine/threonine kinase activity; protein binding; ATP binding. Gene Ontology annotation, biological process: regulation of cytokinesis; mitotic cell cycle; protein phosphorylation. The record is from RefSeq and is a predicted model, not a curated record. The transcript has 10 exons. Gene Ontology annotation, cellular component: spindle pole; nucleus; centrosome. NCBI's taxonomy places the organism in Eukaryota, Metazoa, Chordata, Mammalia, Primates, Lorisidae. The coding region runs from base 1382 to 3196 and encodes 604 amino acids.
AUUGUCAGUUUAAUUGGGAGGCAGAUGAAGGAUGCUUACAAUAUGGCUGAUUUUUGCUGGGCUCCAUCAAGGACCUCAUAGGGUACUAAGGAGGCACAGAGAAAGAGCUUCUGAUUUGGGUAUUUGGUCAUUCCAGGGUUGCCACUCAAGUACCUACAGAGAAGUCAGACAGGUAAAUGGGCAACGAAGGGUAGUUAGGAACUGUGGCAAACAAAGUUGCUGCCAGAGCUUCUGGUUUUUUUCUAGGACAAGCCACAAACCUGAAGUUUUAUGUGCGCCCUCUUUUUAAGUCAUAUAAAUGAAUUCCAAUUUUAAAAAGUGGGAGCCCAAACAAAACACUCCCACAGGACAAGUUUGUUGUCCAGCAGGACACAUGACUUGUCAGUUUGUUAGGCAUUCUUCCACUUAACCCUGCCUCUUACCAAAAACUUUAUUUUAAAAUAGUCAGUGGGAAAUAUAAUACAGCAGCGGCAGGCCAGACAGCUUUGUUGUAUCAUGGGAGACUUUGGUACAGUGUUUCUCAAAGUUCAGUAUGUGUAGGAAUCACCUGAACAGGCUCGUUGAAAGGCAGAUUCUGACUAGGGGUUGUGGAGGGGGGCCUGAACAUUUGCCCAUGCCUUUCUUUCUUGGACGAGGCUGGGUUUGAACCCGCCACCUCCAGCAUAUAGGGCUGGCGACCUACUCCUUUGUGCCACAGGCGCCGCCUGCCUAUUCCUUUCUAACAAGCUCCCAGGUGAUCGUGAUGCUGCGGAGCCCUAUAAUACAAAAGGGAACGGGGACUUGCCGUGAAACUGCGUUUGUCUGGCAAGGAUCCUGUUUUUACUUAGAUUUUAGUUUGCUUAGGGUGGCGUGGCAGAGAGCUGAUGGCCUUUACCAUCAAGGCGAGUGCUAAGGCUCUCCUAAGUUUCUUGUUGGCUCUGCCAGGUCGUUACUCUUAAGAGUUUAUAUUCUAGAAGGUGGGGCGGGGAUAGGAGGAGGUACUAGGAAAAGCUUCCUGGAGUAGGUGCCUGUGAACUGCUGGAGCUUCGCCGGCUGGCCUAGAGAGGGAGAAACCCUGAACGAAUUCGCCCUCUCCUGGGGCUGGGGCUCGGCAUCCCUACGCCAGGCAUGGUUUCCCAGGAUAUCCCACGUGUCUGCGGUCGGCGCGCCCCUGUCAAUCAAAUUUUUCCCCCGGCUGGCUCUGAGUUUAAAGGCGGCUGCGGGGUAGAGCGCUCCCAUGGUGCCGCGCGGCGGGCGGGUUUGGAUUUUAAAUCCCCGCGGCCAAUCAGUGGCGCGCAGGCUUCUGUAACGUUCCCAGCACCGCGUUUGAAUUCGGGGAGGAGAGGAACUGUGCGACGCUUCUGCUCCCACCCUGCCAGGUCUGCCGAGCAACUCCGGGAGCAUGAGUGCAGCGGCGACUGCAGGGAAGCUGGCACGGGCACCGGCCGACCCUGGGAAAGCCGGGGUCCCUGGCGCUGCAGCUCCUGGGGCGCCGGCGGCAGCUCCUCCAGUGAAAGAGAUCCCGGAGGUCCUAGUGGACCAACGCAGCCGGCGGCGCUAUGUGCGGGGCCGCUUUUUGGGCAAGGGCGGCUUCGCCAAGUGUUUUGAAAUCUCGGAUGCUGACACCAAGGAGGUAUUCGCAGGCAAGAUCGUGCCUAAGUCUCUGCUGCUGAAGCCGCACCAGAAGGAGAAGAUGUCCAUGGAGAUUUCCAUUCACCGCAGCCUCGCCCAUCAGCACGUUGUAGGCUUUCACGGCUUUUUCGAGGACAACGACUUCGUGUUCGUGGUGUUGGAGCUCUGUCGCAGGAGGUCUCUCCUGGAGCUGCACAAGAGGAGGAAAGCCCUGACUGAGCCUGAGGCCAGAUACUACCUGAGGCAAAUCGUCCUUGGCUGCCAAUACUUGCACCGAAACCGAGUUAUUCACCGGGACCUUAAGCUGGGCAACCUCUUCCUGAAUGAAGACCUUGAAGUGAAAAUAGGGGAUUUUGGACUGGCAACCAAAGUCGAAUAUGAUGGGGAGCGGAAGAAGACCCUGUGUGGGACUCCUAAUUACAUAGCUCCUGAGGUGCUGAGCAAGAAAGGGCACAGUUUCGAGGUGGAUGUGUGGUCCAUUGGGUGCAUCAUGUAUACCUUGUUAGUGGGCAAACCACCUUUUGAGACUUCUUGCCUAAAAGAGACCUACCUCCGGAUCAAGAAGAAUGAAUACAGUAUUCCCAAGCACAUCAAUCCUGUGGCCGCCUCCCUUAUCCAGAAGAUGCUUCAGACAGAUCCCACUGCCCGCCCAACCAUUAAUGAGCUGCUUAACGAUGAGUUCUUUACUUCUGGCUACAUCCCUGCCCGUCUUCCCAUCACCUGUCUCACCAUUCCACCGAGGUUUUCCAUUGCUCCCAGCACCCUGGACCCCAGCAGCCGGAAACCUCUCACAGUCCUCAAUAAAGGCAUGGAGAACCCCCUGCCUGAGCGACCCCGGGAGAAAGAGGAACCAGUGGUUCGAGAGACAGGUGAGGUGGUCGACUGCCACCUCAGUGACUUGCUACAGCAGCUACACAGUGUCAAUGCUUCUAAACCCUCUGAGCGAGGGCUGGUGAGGCAAGAGGAGGCUGAGGAUCCUGCCUGCAUCCCCAUCUUCUGGGUCAGCAAGUGGGUGGACUAUUCCGACAAGUAUGGCCUCGGGUACCAGCUGUGUGACAACAGUGUGGGGGUGCUCUUCAAUGACUCGACACGCCUCAUCCUCUACAAUGAUGGUGACAGCUUGCAGUACAUAGAGCGUGAUGGUGCUGAGUCUUACCUCACUGUGAGUUCCCAUCCCAACUCUUUGUUGAAGAAGAUCACCCUCCUUAAGUAUUUCCGGAAUUAUAUGAGUGAACACUUGCUAAAGGCGGGUGCCAACAUCACGCCACGGGAAGGCGAUGAGCUAGCCCGGCUGCCCUAUCUGCGUACCUGGUUCCGCACCCGCAGCGCCAUCAUCCUGCACCUCAGUAACGGCAGUGUACAGAUCAACUUCUUCCAGGACCAUACGAAACUCAUCCUGUGCCCACUGAUGGCAGCUGUGACAUACAUUGAUGAAAAGCGUGAUUUCCGCACAUAUCGCCUGAGCCUCCUUGAGGAGUAUGGCUGCUGCAAGGAGCUGGCCAGCCGGCUUCGCUAUGCCCGCACCAUGGUGGACAAGCUGCUGAGCUCACGCUCAGCCAACAACCGCCUCAAGGCCUCUUCAUAGGCACCCUGAACUCGUGCCCCUCUCCACUCCUCUCAGCACUGGGGCCUGCACUGGUCAGUGCCCGCAGUGCUGUUUUUGUAAUGUGUCCCCCAGCCCUGGGGGCUGGGCAAAGAGCUGCAUCAUCCUUGCAGGUGGGGGUUGCUGUGUAUAAGUUAUUUUUGUACAUGUUCGGGUGUGGGUUCUUUCCCUUCCCCCUCAACCCCACCAUAUGAAUUGUACAGAAUAUUUCUAUUGAAUUUGGGAUUGUCCUUCCUUUGCUUUAUAUACAUUAAACAUAUGUGAAUCUUC